Molecule: messenger RNA, 4068 nt
Organism: Mauremys reevesii (Reeves's turtle)
Lineage: Eukaryota; Metazoa; Chordata; Testudines; Geoemydidae
Gene: PODNL1
Product: podocan like 1
Molecular function (GO): protein binding
Source: RefSeq, a predicted model, not a curated record
AUGGAGAAAAGCUAUGAGCUAGGCCCCGCCUCCCGGGCUGGCAGGCGGCGAGACCACGGGCCCUUGGGCGCAGGGGGUCUCCAGAGCGGGGCGUCUAAGCGGUGCCUGAGAACCAACAGCGUGGCGCCCAGUGCGGCCACAGCCAACAACGUGGCACCCAGUGGGGCACCAGCCAACAACGUGGUGCCCAGUGCGGCCACAGCCAACAACGUGGCACCCAGUGGGGCACCAGCCAACAACGUGGCGCCCGGUGCGGCCACAGCCAACAACGUGGCACCCAGUGGGGCACCAGCCAACAACGUGGCGCCCGGUGCGGCCACAGCCAACAGCGUGGCGCCCGGUGGGGCCACAGCCAACAACGUGGCGCCCGGUGCGGCCACAGCCAACAACGUGGCGCCCCGUGGGGCACCAGCCAACAGCGUGGCGCCCGGUGCGGCCACAGCCAACAACGUGGCGCCCGGUGCGGCCACAGCCAACAACGUGGCGCACGGUGCGGCCACAGCCAACAGCCUCGCGCCCAGUGCAGCCACAGGCAACAAUGUGGCGCCUGGUGCGGCCACAGCCAACAACGUGGCGCCCAGUGCGGCCACAGCCAACAGCCUCCCGCCUGGUGGGGCACCAGCCAACAACGUGGUGCCCAUUGGGGCACCAGCCAACAACGUGGCGCCUGGUGCGGCCACAGCCAACAGCGUGGCGCCCAGUGGGGCCACAGCCAACAACGUGGCACCCGUUCUUUCCAAUGCCCUGGGUGACCUUGGGCAAGUCACGUCAGCUCAUUGUGCCUCAGUUUCCCCCGGGUUAUGUGGCAGUGCUAAUACCAAGCCAGCCUGCGUGGAGGGCAGCUUAGCGAUUGAGUGCGGAGCAGCACAGGAUUGGGGCGGGGGCAGAACAUGGCGGUUCCGUUUUAGGAAAAACAAACAGCAACAGUUAAGUUUCCCCAGAGUCCUAUCUGCCCUGUACAUGGUUGGAAUACCAGACUCGGUAAACGUGAUCCCUUCCAAACAUUCCUUCAGGACCUCUGCCAGCCCCAUUAUGCAACCCCAAUUGCAGCAGACACAAAGCCCCCCUACUUGCCCAUAGCCCGAGUCUCCCCCCAUCCCACCUCCCUCCCUCGGCUUUGAUCAGAUGUGAAGACAACAGCAAGCGAAGACACAGCGUCCCGGCUGCAGUUCACGCCCAGGCAGCGUGACAGCUCCUGGCAGGUUGCUUUCUCCGUUUCCUUUUCCAGUGCUCCGGGAGGCGAGCGUGGGUGUGUGUGGAACGCGACUGUUCCUGUGGGGACCAUGUGAGGACGAUCUUUAUUUCGGAGGCGAAGACAGAGCAGAGGGAAUCAGGAGCCCUGCGCCGGUCUGGCUUCAAUUAAAGAUCCUGAGAAGACUGCAGAGUGGAGCCUGGGAGACUUGCAGCCGGGACCUGGCUAUGCGGCUGAGCUGCGGCUGUCUCCUGGUCCUCUUUGUGAAGAUCCCCUCCUUCUGCCUGCUCGGGAGCCAGGAUGACGAGGACGCCCCACCAUCCCCACCGUUUGGCGUGGGGCCUCUGCCCCCUAAGAACACCCCAGGCUGCCCGGCCAACUGCACCUGCCCCUCAGAGGAGACGGUGGAGUGUGGGGGGCUCGACCUGCACGUCUUCCCCAGCAACGUCUCCAGAGCUGUCCAGCAUCUUUCUCUGCAGAAUAACCAGCUGCGGGAGCUGCCCUACGACGAGCUGGCCCAGCUGACCAGCCUGAAAACCCUCAACCUGCACAACAACCACAUCAUCUCCGAUGGCCUCCCGGAUGAAGCCUUUGAGUCCCUGGACUCGCUGCAGUACAUCUACCUGGCCAACAACAAGCUCACGGUAGCACCGCAGAUCCUUCCCAGCACAGUGCGCAUAGUGGACCUGGCUGCUAACCUGCUCACCGAAGUCUACCCGCUCACCUUUGGGCAGAAAGCCAACCUCAGGUCCGUGUAUCUUCACAACAACCAGCUGACCAACACCGGGCUCCCCUAUGACGCCUUCAACGGCUCCGACGCCGUCAGCACCAUGAUCCUCUCCAGCAACCAGCUCAGCUACCUGCCCCAGAACCUGCCCCCUGCGCUCGUCCGGCUCCACUUACAGAACAACCGCAUCGCCCGGAUCCCCAGGGGGGCGCUGAGCAGCCACUGGAAGCUCCGAGAGCUCUACCUGCAGAACAACAACCUGUCCAACCAGGGCAUGGACCCUUCCACCUUCAGCAAGCUGAAGAGCCUGGAGUACCUGGAUCUGUCUAACAACAACCUGACCGAGAUCCCGGCUGGCUUCCCCCCGAACAUCAUGAUCCUGCACCUGGGCAAGAACCACAUCGACUCGCUGCCCCGGGACAGCCUGAGCCGGGUGCGCGGCCUGCAGUACCUGCUGCUGCAGAACAACCGCCUGACGGCCGCCGGCGUCCACCCCGACGCCUUCCUCAAGCUACGCAACCUGCACACCCUGCACCUCUACAACAACCGGCUGGAGCGGGUGCCCCCGGGGCUGCCCCGCCGGGUGCGCUCCCUCAUGAUCCUGCACAACCAGAUCACGCACAUCGGCCUGCCGGACUUCGCCAACACCUACCUGCUGGCCGAGCUCAACCUGAGCUACAACCGCCUCUACAGCGCCAAGAUCCACCGGCUGGCCUUCCGCAAGCUGCGCCGGCUCGAGAGCCUGGACCUGUCGGGCAACCAGCUCACCCUGCUGCCCGCCGGCCUCCCGCCCAGCCUCCAGGUGCUCAAGCUGCACAAGAACCAGAUCAACUCCCUCUCGCCCGAGCUGCUGGCCAACCUGACCGGCCUCAAGGAGCUGCACCUGGCCCACAACAGGCUGCGCAUCGGCUCCAUCACCCCUGGCACGUGGCAGGAGCUGCAGGGGCUCAAGCUCCUGGAUCUCAGCAACAACGAGUUGUCCUACAUCCCCCCGGACUUGCCAGAGUCCCUCGAGUACCUGUAUCUCCAGCACAACCGCAUUGCUGUCAUUGGGGCCGAAGCCUUCCACACCAUCCCCGACAUCCGAGCCAUCGUCCUCAGAUCCAACCGCCUGCUGGCAGCCGGCGUGUCUGACCAGGCCUUCGCGGCCCUGAAGCAGCUGGAGGUUGUGGACACUACGGGGAAUCCAGAACCCAUCAGUGUCAAGAUGCCACGAGCCGGGCGCUGGCUCAGAUCUCACCCAGGCGCCUAACAAGCGGACAGCUCAGCCUGAGCUGGUCAGUGUCUGCCCUGGGCCUGGUUUGGCAGGGAAGCUUGAAUAGCAGCGAGGAAAUGAGGAACCAGGGCAGCUUUGUCCUUCUCCAGCUGCGCCGCUCAGGUGCUAGACUCUGUUAUCGCCAGGGGCUCGGGUGGUCCUGUCAGGGAGCGGCAGCUAAGCAGGGCUGGGAAGGCCCAGCACUUGGACAGAGGAAAAUCCAGCCAUGGGGGGGAGUAGGGCGGGUGUCUCCGUAGGGAGCGCUGAGAGUCAGCACAGUCCUGGGGGCGCUGUGCUACCGGGAGCAGGGGGCACGCUCCUGCUCUUUCAGCCAACCACAGAAUUGGGGUCCUGCCCCUUGGUCAGCCUGGCAAAUUCCAUCUGCCUCCCUAACUCCCCCUUGCACUUUCCACCUCUCGUCCAAACCAUCACGUAGAACUGCCAUGUUCCACCCCAGAGGUGGCUGCAUUUCAGUGCCAGGGAAGUUAUUUCCCUCUGCAUAUGGCUAAAUUCUGAGCUGCUAUCAGCAGGUGCGAUUCCUCUCAGACCUCCAACCAGCUCUGAACUUGGCAGGUGCUUUGGGAUCUCUUGGGCUGAGAGGAGCUCUGGCAACAUCCCCUGCUGAAAUCCCUCUCUCCUGCUGUCAUUUCCUGCAGCCGCCUUCCCUCACUCCCAGGCUCUGACGCGGCCCGUCCCAGAUCACAGCGAUAACAUGGUUUCAAUAUCCUCCCUGCACUUCCCUGAGGCAGCGUUCCAGAGGGAUUACGCUGCCUGCUCUUCUGGGCUCGUUCAGCUGCACGGGGCGCCGACACACCCCUGCAGGCCCUGCCCCGGCCUCCCGAGAAGCAGCACAUCCCCUUGGGCACUUAAGGCCUCGCUCCAGGGGCGGCUCCA